AGCCCUGAUUAUCUGACUCUCUUUUCCUCAAUCCUUCUGACUCCAACCGCCGAAUACUCCACCUGUCCUAUUCCAAUACACCACCCAGCUAUACUGUCGUCGAAGCGCAGCUUUCCGACUCUGCAAGAAACGUGAGUUUAGGCUUGCAUCAUUCCACCCAUACUCUUCCGCAUACCGCCCAACCCCUCCUCUUACGUCCCUUGGAAGCAUCGAAUGCAAACCACGCCAGUAGCCGUCGCGAUAGAGAGUUGACUCAUGAUACGACGCUGACCGAGGUGUCCAUGUACCUAGGAACUCCUCAAUCGCAUUCAUCACAUUUCUCAGGUUCCGCUCAGGCCUAUUCUCGCCUCGCGAUACGUUCUGUUCCUUCGGAAGCCUCGACCGGCACAACGCGCCUUCUCGCCCGUUGGGCCAAGCCAAACCCUAUAUAACUUUCGUAGAAGAGCACCAGCCACUGUUAUGGCAAACUCUAACAACCAGUUCUACGGUCCGGGCAGCCUCUCUCCUGACCAAGAGCAUCUGUUGAUGGCUGCCUUGAACUCGAAUAACCCGAAUCCGCAAAACGACUAUAAGUCGAAUCAAGAUUUUGAAAACAACAACGAUGGGACUUUUGACCCCAAUCAGCAAUUCCCCAUAGAUGGCGUUAACCCCGCGUUCUUUCAAGGUCAGCCGAAUGGCAUGAAUUUCAGCACAUUCGACAAUAUCGAAGAAAGCCCAUACGUGGACUUUCUCGAUGGUGACACAAGCUUCGACUUCGAUGCAAGUCUUAAUAAUGGAGAUGCUAUGAUCGGUGGACUUCCCGGUAGCAGCACCUCUCCUGAAGCUUAUGAUCAUGACAAUACCGAGAAACGAAAGAGUCCAGAAGAUGACGCUGAAGAUCCUGAUGGGGGGGGCAAGAGAAGAGAGUCUGACGACAAAACGGCCAAGAAGCCCGGAAGGAAACCUCUGACUUCCGAACCGACAACAAAACGCAAAGCUCAAAAUAGAGCUGCUCAGCGUGCUUUCCGUGAACGUAAGGAGAAGCACUUGCACGAUCUCGAGACCAAGGUUGCGGAACUAGAGAAAGUGUCCGAUGCGACCAGUCAUGAGAACGGCCUGCUCAAAGCUCAGGUUCAAAGAUUACAGACUGAAUUGCGAGAGUACAGAAAGCGUCUGUCCCUCAAUAGCUCCGGCGUGAAUCAUUCUCUUACGGGGCACAACGUAUCAUUUCUGUCGGGCAUGGGAGGCGGCAAUAACUUCCAAUUCGAUUUUCCACGUUUUGGUGGUCUUCCUGGCGCGCAUAUGCUCAGCACAGGGGCAAUGAGUGCGGCCAAAGGCUUGUCGAAUAGUCCUUCCUCUGCGCGCUCUAGCGUCGGAAACAGCAUACACGUGAACAGUGGCAUUGCUCAGCGACAGAACAGCAAUGGUAGCGUUCAGAGUCCACGGACCCAAUCAACUGGCGUUGCCUCACCAGACAGCAAUGUCUCCUCCCAAGAAGUCCGUGCGGGGCAGCAGUCACAGUCGAAUGCGCGCAGUCCCCCUCUUUAUAACGGAGCGAGUACUCCGGUCGUCGAUAUUGGCCAUGUUCUCAGUACCAAUUCCAAUGUCAAUCGCGAGCGUACCGGCAGCUCUUCAGCACAAUCGCGUGUAUUCCAAUUCAACAGCGGCGCCAACUCUUCAACCGAUUCCCCUUCUGCCUCUUCAGUUUCUCAAUACGGUGGCGCCAACUCGUCAUGCGACACUUCUCCUGAGCCAUCCUAUAACUCACCCAUGACCGGAAAGGCGGACGCUCCUGAUGGAUACGUUUGUCAUGGCAAUUCCGAAGGUGAGGUUACCUUCUGCGAGAAGCUCAACAUGGCCUGUGGCAACCCGCGAAAUCCAAUCCCUCGAGCGAAGUCUAACGCCAAACUAGCAAACCCCGUGGUUGAGCAUUCCACCCAUGUAAACGAUAGCUCUGCUCUUGACAUCUUGACGAACCAAAACGGCGGGCAGUUUGACCCCACCCUCUUUGGCGAUUAUCGGGAUCCACAGGCGGCUAUCGUAGGCGACGGAGACUUCACCGGGGGCUUCUUCGAUGAUGCUUUCAACUUUGGUUCGUAUGGCAGCCCAUUUGCGUCUUUCGGAGGCGAUGGUAUUACUCCUGCAACCUCCAGUAAAGCCAAUCCAAUCUCAGAGAUCGAAAAGAUCCAAGAUGGUGUUGAAGACGAAGUCGUACCGGGCGAGGAUCCAGGCAAGUUCUUGAACUGUCAUAAAAUAUGGGACAAAUUGGCGCAACGAUCUGACUUCAAGGACGGUACAAUUGAUAUCGAUAAUCUUUGCUCGGAGUUGCGAGCAAAGGCACGCUGCUCUGAGAGUGGAGUUGUGGUUGAUGAUCAGGAUGUUGAAGCUGCGCUGAAGCGUCUGCCCGCCGCAGACCGUGCGUGAGAGACAACCCCGGCCACCCGCACGGCGUUAACGACGACUGCGCUGCGUGAAAUCAUUGGGCAGCCACGGCGCAUCAAAGGAUGAUUGAAAUGUAUUGGGAAAUUCAGGCGCAAGGAAUAUAGGUGCCAGCUAGCAAACAUGCGCUGCAUCAUGUCUUCGGAAUAUCAUGCACAUUGUGGGUGUCUGUUUGCCAGUCAAACUGACUACGAACGACGUUUACGAUCGAUCCGUAUCGGAAUCUACGCUCUUUGGGAUACCUAUAGGUAACGACUAUGGAUGGAAUGGUUGUAUGUAUAAUGAAGCUUGCGAGGCCUCCACUCUCUCUGCAGUGCCCCUGAGCAUCCUGAGAAGUUGAAGUCGAGCACUCGAUUUUAGAUAGCAAUAUGCCGGUUACCAGUAG
This is a messenger RNA of Pseudovirgaria hyperparasitica, 2803 nucleotides long. RefSeq names its product PAP1-domain-containing protein. The record is from RefSeq and is a predicted model, not a curated record. The coding region runs from base 460 to 2403 and encodes 647 amino acids. The transcript has 3 exons. Gene Ontology annotation, cellular component: RNA polymerase II transcription regulator complex. Gene Ontology annotation, molecular function: transcription cis-regulatory region binding; DNA-binding transcription activator activity, RNA polymerase II-specific. Lineage: Eukaryota; Fungi; Ascomycota; Dothideomycetes; Acrospermales; Acrospermaceae.